Molecule: messenger RNA, 1906 nt
Organism: Epinephelus fuscoguttatus (brown-marbled grouper)
Lineage: Eukaryota; Metazoa; Chordata; Actinopteri; Perciformes; Serranidae
Gene: actr6
Product: actin related protein 6
Exons: 11
Coding region: 129-1319 (396 amino acids)
Cellular component (GO): Swr1 complex
Molecular function (GO): nucleosome binding
Source: RefSeq, a predicted model, not a curated record
GGUGGGACGAGUCAAUGAAGUUUUAAUGGCGCAGCGGUGUUUUCCAACAGAGUAGACAUGAGUUGUGUUUUAUUAAUUGUGAAAUAAAUUUGCCUCGUUCAUUUUAUGUGGUUAAUACAGGAAAUAAAAUGGCCACGUUAGUUCUGGACAACGGAGCCUACACGGCGAAGAUAGGAUACAGUCAAGAGAAAGUCAGCGUCAUCCCAAACUGCCAGUUUCGCUCCAAGACGUCCAGAUUAAAAACCUUCACAGCCAAUCAGCUCGAUGAGAUCAAAGAUCCUUCAGGUCUCUUUUACAUCCUCCCCUUCCAGAAGGGUUAUCUCGUCAACUGGGAUGUCCAGAGGAAAGUGUGGGAUCAUCUGUUUGGAAAGGAGAUGUUUAAGGUGGAGUUUGCAGACACCAGUGUCAUCAUCACCGAGCCGUACUUCAACUUCUCUUCCAUUCAGGAGUCGAUGAAUGAGAUCCUCUUUGAGGAGUACCAGUUCCAGUCAGCUCUCAGAAUAAAUGCGGGCUCUCUCAGCGCUCAUCACUACUUCCACACUAAACCGUCAGAGCUCUGUUGUUUGGUGGUCGACAGCGGCUUCUCCUUCACCCAUAUCGCCCCCUACUGCCGCAGCAAGAAGAUGAAUGAGGGCAUCCGCAGGAUCAACGUAGGAGGGAAGCUGCUGACCAACCACCUGAAGGAGAUCAUUUCAUAUCGGCAACUACACGUCAUGGAUGAAACUCAUGUAAUUAACCAAGUAAAAGAAGAUGUCUGCUAUGUCUCACAGCAGUUUUACAAAGACAUGGAGAUCUCACAGUUGAAGGGGGAGGAAAACACCGUGGUGAGGGAUUAUGUUCUUCCAGAUUUCAGCUCCAUCAAAAAAGGCUUCUGCAAGCCACAAGAGGAGAUGGUCUUCAGUGGAAAGUACAAGACCGGAGAGCAGAUCCUGAGGUUGAGCAACGAGCGCUUUGCUGUUCCUGAGAUGCUCUUCCAUCCAUCUGACAUUGGUAUCCAGGAGAUGGGCAUCCCAGAGGCCAUCGUGCACUCCAUCCAGUCCCUGCCAGAGGAGAUGCAGGCCCACUUCUACCAGAACAUCGUCCUGACUGGAGGAAACACUUUGUUUCAAGGCUACAGAGAGCGACUGGAGGCAGAACUGCGAUCGCUUGCCCCCGCCCACCUCCCCGUGUCUGUACUGCAACCUGCAAAUCCGAUCUGUUACUCAUGGGAAGGAGGGAAGCUGUUGGCCCACAGUCCGGACUACGACGAGAUCAUCGUGACACGAGACGACUACGAAGAGAAUGGACAUUUUAUUUGUGAAGAAAAGUUUGAUAUUUGACUGAAGUGAAACUCUUCGCUGCAGAUUGUUUCUGCAUCGUCACAGACGUGAAAAACAUCUUUAUGGAUCAGAGCCAUGAAAACCUGCAACUGAUUGUUUAUAUCUGAGCUCUGAUUCACUUACAGGACAAACAGGAUCUGCCUUUAAAGUGCAGAAUGAGUUCAAACAAGUAAAAUAUUUCUUUUUAUACAUGUGAAUGUGCUGAUUGUUUUUCUGACAGGUCAAAAGGUGGAGCCGGCAGACAUUGUGGCCUCAAGCCCUUCAUUUAUUAUUGUUAGUCUGACAUGACUUUUUGUUAAGACUGCUGUUAAUUUUCUGAUUUUAAAGUGUUACUGGAAAUAUUUCAACCGUCAAUUACCAUUUAAAUAAGAGUUUUGUCCUGCAUCUCUCCUAGUUUUUAAUUCUUUGUUUCAUUUUUUGGCAAAUCUUUAUCUUUAAUUUUAGUAAUAUUUUCAUGCCAAAAUAAGAAUCGGUUGAUAUGAGCAACACAAUACUUUUAUUCACUAGCACAUCUUACUGGCACAUAUAUGUACUCCAGUUUCUCCUGUAUUUUACCGAACAUACCAUUACAGUUUAUUUGAUUGACA